This is a messenger RNA of Seminavis robusta, 585 nucleotides long. The record is from the annotation of a GenBank genome assembly. NCBI's taxonomy places the organism in Eukaryota, Bacillariophyta, Bacillariophyceae, Naviculales, Naviculaceae.
AUGAUUGUCAAUCCAGGAGAGAGCAUUGGCUUUGGGGGCAAGUUGAUCGUCAGAGAAGAUGGCUGUCACAUGGGACAAAGGAUUGUCGUGUUUGCAAGUCUCAAAGAUGAUGAAGAAGAAGGAACCUCCGAAGAGUGGAUCCUGUCCCUUGGUGGAUACCAAGCCCGUCUGUUGGGCAGCCCGCGAGACAGUGAAGUCUUCGAUGUCGCUGCUCGAACCAUCCUCACCAUGAGUACGAAACGAAUCAAGAGGGAGCUAGAUGAUUUCAACCGCACACCCGAAGCAACACCAUGGUUUUCUUCCAUCCAAGUGAUUGCCGACAGUAUGUAUCAUUUGCUUGCCAAGUUGCCAGGACAAGAGCAAGACAUGCCCCCUCUGUGGGAAAUUGAACUGGAACUACCGUCCACGGUCUACCGGUAUCCGUUUGGACCACCCAGAGUUUUCUUGGUCAAUCACCCGCACCAUCGAUGGCUGGGAAGAAAAGGCACGGAUGAAAAUCAAUACAUUUAUCCCAUUCCGAAUGGGUGCUGCCUCGAACUUUACACGGCAAUCAGCAUGGGACUGCCUGUAUUCCUCGCUCACUAA